CUCUCUCUCUUUUUCUCUUCCUUUCGCCGCUGGCUAUCUCUUCUACCGUCUUUUUUCCCCCUAUCUAUCCCCCUACCUGUAUGUCUCCGUCUCUCUCCUUUCUCCCCCUACUGUCUCUCUCUUUCUCUAUCUCUCUCGCUCUAUCCGUCUAUCCUCUUCGACAUCACCUCACGCAGCAGUGCCGUGUUGUAGUGUCGUGUCAUCCCGCGGUACGUCAACGAUCCUCCCGGACUGAAGGCAAGGAUCGACCGGGUCGAGAGUACACUCUGCGAUUACCGGGGCCGGUCGAUCGCCGGUCUACAGUAGGGUGAAGAAAGUGAACCCGCGGUCACCGUGAAGGUGAAGGGAGUGAUAUUCCCGAUGGAACGCGCGUUCUCCUGACACCGAUAGACGGAAGUUCGCGGCGAAUGAGUGAAAUAUUUGGAUGCGAGAAAUCUGGUGAAUCUGUUUUCGAUUCGUACAGUAAGAAGCCGAGGUCGCACAUUGGUGAAAUUUGCCGCGGUGAUUGACAUGUCUGUCGUGAUUGAGCCUGUGCGUUGAGAAUGAUUUGGUAGACUUGAGGAUCAUCAUCCGGUGUCGUACCAUACCGACGAUUUUUCGCAUCUGCAUGAAUAGCCUAAUGAUUGCGCUUGGAGUGAAAAGGGUAAGAGAAAGAGUCGUCUGGUGACAGUUGGAGGCUCGAUUGUGAUCCGAGGUGGUCCGCGCGAUCCCGAAGACAGCUAUUAUCGAACGAGUGGCAAGGUGCGCUGAGGAAGGGGACAUUCGGUGAAGGUGUCAAACGUCGGCGGCACCUCAUUGACAUUUCCGUGACAUUUAGUGCGCGAUUCGAGUCGAGUGCCAGACACCUUUUCGUGUAACACGCGUGUCCCUCACUGUUACACGACAGCGAGACCUCGCGACUAGCUCGCGCGGGUAGCGUGUCGUGGAAAAGCGAACGCGACGAGCGGGAGAGGACCAUACGCAGUGCGGUGGAAAGGAAGUGUAACGAGGGCCAGGCGGAGUCGAUGACGCGUUCUGCGUGCCUUAUCAGCGGCGGAACCGGAGCGCGGUGACGGCGAAGACUCGUCCAGAGACUUAUCUGUCUCUCGGAAUCCUUCAGUUGCACGUGUACGGCGUAGAAUACAAGUAACACGGCCUGCGCUCUCCGCGGAGGUCUGUCUCCAAACCCUGGUCGAGUGAGCAACGGGAUCCACGACGGUCUACCUGAAACGUAGAGCUCCCGUUGUGGAGCAACAGGUGGUUAUAUCUGACGAUCGUCGAACGAGGUUCCCCCCCGCGACUCUCGACGGGCAGAGCCGGAGAUUUUUCACUCGGUUGGAGGUUGACGCUGGUAGCCAAACUGGACAUUCUUACCGCCACGUCGGGAAGAACGGAGUGGAGAUGUCCGCGGGUCGCUGAGAGAAUGAGGGAGCUGGACACCGAGAGCCCUGUCGUCUGGCCGGCCUGGUGUUAUACUGGUGAGGUGUCGGGCGAGAACGUGUCCGCGGGCACGGGACCACGUGGUGGCGACCGUGGAGAGGCGGCGGAUUUAGGUACGCACACGGAAAACAACGACGGGGCCACCCUGGCAGCGAACACAGCGGUCGACGCCAGGGGGGGAAGCCCUCAGGGCGCCCAUCUGUCCGGUGCGGCAACCCCCAGACCUCCGCGGGGUAGGAGGCGACAGAACCAGAAUGGUCUCGACACUGCCCAAGUUAAAACGGAACGACUCACACCUGACAACAAUUCGACGUCGUCGAGGAGCGUGACGCCUUCUUCGUCGAGUCACCCGGGUACGCCGCCAAAUGCUACGCCCUUGGGGGGACCCGAGGGUCCACCCCAUCAUCUCAAGCACAUGGAGCAGAUGGGGCGAAACUAUAGUGAUUUCAUGAGGAGUCUCGCCGCCAAAUACAACAACGCCAACCCUAACGAUUACUUUAGCACGCCAAGAAACGGUUACCCUCCGGGUUUAGACCCAAGGUUUCCAGCGUUCAAGACUGCAGCGACGCCGUUCGUUGGUUUGAUGGCGCCGUUAGGGGCUCCGCAACCGUCGACUGUCCAGACGACCUCACCGCUCUCCAACAAAGAUCCGAAGGAGCCGAAGCAGGAUAGUCUCUUCGGCAACCCCGUGUUUCCGCCUAUGAUCGACAUGUCGUCCACCCAGGCCCUGUUGCACAUGGUGCGAACUGCCAACGCCGCUCAAAGCGCUGCGGAAUUGGAGACGUAUCUCAAAGGCGCGAACAAAAGGGACGCGGGGGUGACGAGUCCCUUAGACCUGUCGAGUCCCGGUGGCUUCGCACCUCGCAAGCGGCAAAGGCCGGAAACAAGGAGGUCCGAAAGCGUGUCACCCAAGCCGAAACCUACCGCGAGACCAAGCACACCUCCGCCGGUCAGGUGUCCGACUCUCUACGGCCACAUACCUUGCGGCGACGGGCAAGCCGUGAAUCGUUGGACCAUCGAGGACGUCGUCAAUUACGUCUCGUCGAUCGACAUCUGCGCCGAGUACGCACAGAAUUUCCGGGAGCACCGUAUAGACGGUGCGGCGCUGCCGCUACUCUCGGAGAACCACCUGACAGGCACGAUGGGCAUGAAGCUCGGUCCAGCCUUGAAGCUGCGCGUGUUGUUGGCUCGGAAACUCGGUGCCUGCACGGUAUGCUUGCACUGUGCCCACUGUCACCAAACGCCGCUACCGGCGUUGAGCGCAGCGGCCGCGGCGGUGACGCAACAGCAGCAACAGCAGCAGCAGCAGCAGCAGCAGCAACAACAGCAGACGCCGAGUCGACGACCCAGCAGCACAGGGAACUGACAAACAAUGGCGGAGACUCCCCCAUUGGGGUCCGAGACAGCAGCGGUCAGCC
Molecule: messenger RNA, 2837 nt
Organism: Vollenhovia emeryi
Lineage: Eukaryota; Metazoa; Arthropoda; Insecta; Hymenoptera; Formicidae
Exons: 6
Coding region: 1403-2785 (460 amino acids)
Cellular component (GO): PRC1 complex
Molecular function (GO): protein binding
Source: RefSeq, a predicted model, not a curated record